Molecule: messenger RNA, 2348 nt
Organism: Neltuma alba
Lineage: Eukaryota; Viridiplantae; Streptophyta; Magnoliopsida; Fabales; Fabaceae
Product: pentatricopeptide repeat-containing protein At4g31070, mitochondrial-like
Exons: 1
Coding region: 1-1806 (601 amino acids)
Biological process (GO): RNA modification
Molecular function (GO): protein binding; RNA binding
Source: RefSeq, a predicted model, not a curated record
AUGAAGCUAACAUUGCCACUUGCGCAACUUGUAACUUCCUCAGCAUCAUCAAACCAUAUUAAAAGUUUGGUUUCAAAGGGUCUUUAUGACCAAACGCUUGAGUUCUACAAGGAGCUUCAUGUCGAUGGCUUCUACGCCAUUUCCUCUGUUCUUCCAUCAGUCGUAAAGGCAUGCUCUUUCGCACAGUGUCAUGGUUUCGGUUCCCAGCUUCACUGUGGGUUUAUCAAGACAGGCUUGGAUUCAGAGACUGUUUUGACCAAUUCCAUCAUCUCUAUGUACGCCAAGUUCUCAGAUGCUCAAUCGGCACGUAAAGUGUUCGACAAGAUGCCUCACAGAGACCGCCUCACUUGGAAUUCCAUGAUAAAUUGUUAUUUACAAAAUGGGUAUGUCAUAGAAGCUUUGGAAACGUUAAAGGAGAUGUACUCUUUUGAUCUUGUUCCCAAACCAGAGUUGUUAGCUGGUUUGUUAUCCAUGUGCGGAAAAAUAGGUUUGAGGAUAGGAAGACAGAUUCACGGUCUUGUUAUUGCUGACAAGAGAAUGGAAGAAAAAGAGUCAGUUUUUCUGUCAACGGCUUUGGUGGAUUUCUAUUUUAAAUGCAAUGAUUCUUUAAUGGCUUCGCGUGUAUUCAAUGGAAUGAAGGUGAAAAAUGAGGUCUCAUGGACUGCUAUGAUAUCUGGGUACAGUUGUGAUCAAGAUUAUGAGAAAGCUUUUGCAUUUUUCAGGGCAAUGCAGCGUGAGGGAGUUGAACCAAAUAGAGUAACAUUAAUUUCUUUAUUACCAGCUUGUGCAGAGCUAGGCCUUGUCAAGCAUGGAAAGGAGAUUCAUGGUUAUGCACUCCGUAGUGGGUUCGAAUCAGACCAUAGUUUUUCAUCAGCUCUUAUGAAUAUGUAUUCUAAAUUUGAGGUAUCAUUUCAUCUUGCUGAGUUAAUCUUCAAAAAGUCAAGUUAUCGAGAUGUGGUGUUAUGGAGUUCAAUGAUCGGCAGCUAUUCUCAAAGAGGGGAUGGUUAUAGUGCCUUGAAGCUUUUCAGACAGAUGAUGUUGGAGGGAAUUGAACCAAACUCUGUGACAAUGCUGGCUGUAGUUUCUGCUUGCACUGUCUUAUUUUCUCUAAGGCAUGGUUGUCGAAUCCAUGGCUAUAUCUUGAAACUUGGCUUAGAUUCUGAUAUCUGCCUCGGCAAUGCACUCAUAGAUAUGUAUGCUAAGUGUGGUUGUUUUCAUGGUUCACACAAGAUAUUCCAAGAGAUGCCGAAGCAAGAUUCACUUUCAUGGAGUACUUUGGUCAGUGCCUAUGGCCUGCAUGGAUGUGGUGAAGAAGCUUUAAAACUUUUCUAUGAUAUGAAAGACAAAGGAGUGAAGCCAGAUUCCAUCUGUUUCCUUGCUAUUUUAUCUGCCUGUAAUCAUUCUGGCCUUGUAGCUGAGGGAAAGAAGUUAUUCAAACAAAUAAGUGAAGAUUUCAAAUUACCUUUAACGAUAGAGCAUUAUGCAUGCCAAAUUGACCUUCUAGGAAGGUCAGGGAAGAUUGAAGAUGCUUUGGAGAUAUUGACAAUGAUGCCAAUGAAACCUAGUGCACGAAUUUGGAGCUCUCUGGUAUCUUCUUGUAAGCUUCAUGGAAGACUGGAUAUUGCAGAAAUGCUGGCCCCACACCUUAUAAGAUCUGAACCAGAAAAUGCUGCCAAUUAUACCUUGUUGAAUAUGAUUUAUGCGGAACACGGUCGUUGGCAUGAUAUAAAACAAGGGAGAGAAUUCAUGAAACUCCGAAGAUUAAAGAAAUGCUAUGGAUUCAGCCAAAUUGAGGCAGGAAAUUAGAUGUUAUGAAAACGAUGUUGUGGAACAGCUCUGAAUUCUUUCAUGCAGCAGGCGGGAGCAGACUAUAAAAUGCCCGUAUUAAGGAUAGCAAGAAAUGGUGCUUUAGCGAUGCAAAAGACUCUCAUCACCAUCUGUGGUGGCCCUAUGUAAAAUUCAUCACUAUCUGCAGUGGCCCGCGGAGUUAUUAUGGAUGAAGUUAUAGAAGCUGAAACUACCAAAAAUAGGUGUGCCAGGUAAAGUCCCAUAUUAUUCUAAUUCUCUGUAUCUGGAAAGCUGGAAAUCAAACUGUACAUUAAGGAGAUUCAAGCAACCACUUUAGUGACCUUGUGGGCAUAUUAGAGACCGGUCUGAUGUAGCUGUACUGACAAGCAGACCAAGGUGGCUAUUCAUAAUUAUAGUCCUGCGACAGGAACAGGAGGCUGGACCGUAAGAGUUUGAAGAAAAAUAAGAUUAAGAAGCGAAGCAAGUUACUCAUUGAGGCCCUUUUUUGGGUAAUUUAUUGGGGUCAGAUUUAAUGAUAGUGUCGUCAGGUCACUUGGGUG